AUGACUUAUUUAUUGCAACAAUCUGAAGAACAACAGAUUGAGCAAACAUUGCAUGACUCUGUAAAACGCCAAAUGGAAAAGAACCAACGCGAAUACUUCCUCAAUGAGAAGAUGAAAGUCAUUCAGCGUGAACUUUCCGAUAUGAAUGGUGGCGCGGAAGAUGAUGUUGCUGAAAUUGAAAAACGUUUAGCGGAAGCUGAUUUACCUGAACAUGUGCGUAAAAAAGCUGAAAAUGAAUUCCGUAAACUCAAAGCAAUGCAACCUGCGUCAAGUGAAGCUGCUGUUGUACGCAACUAUAUUGAGGCUAUUUUAGAUACGCCUUGGAAUAAAGCCAGCAAAGUCAGCAUUAACUUAGCCAAAGCUCAGGAAAUUUUAGAUACAGACCACUAUGGUUUGGAUGAAGUUAAAGAACGUAUUGUUGAAUACUUAGCAGUUCAAUCACGCGUGAAAAAACUUCGAGGUCCAAUCCUUUGUUUAGUUGGUCCUCCUGGUGUUGGUAAAACCUCACUCGGGGAAUCAAUUGCCAAAGCAACUGGUCGUGAAUUCGUUCGUAUGGCACUCGGUGGUGUCCGUGACGAAGCAGAAAUUCGUGGUCAUCGUCGUACCUAUAUUGGUGCGAUGCCGGGUAAAAUUGUGCAGUCAUUGACCAAAGUUGGCGUUAAGAACCCUCUGUUCUUGCUCGACGAAGUUGACAAAAUGGCACAGGAUUAUCGUGGUGAUCCAGCUUCUGCCCUGCUUGAAGUACUUGAUCCAUCACAGAACAACAAGUUUAACGAUCACUACUUAGAUCUUGAUCUUGACUUGUCUGAAGUAAUGUUUAUCUGUACUGCAAACAGCAUGAAUAUUCCUGAGGCUUUAUUAGACCGUAUGGAAGUAAUUCGUUUGCCGGGUUAUACCGAAGACGAAAAAGUCAAUAUUGCUGAUCGUUACCUUGUUCCAAAAGCAAUCAAGAACAAUGGUUUACGUGGCAAAGAAUUGACUGUUCAUGAAGAAGCGAUUCGUGACAUCGUACGUCGUUAUACCCGUGAAGCUGGUGUACGUAGCCUUGAACGUGAAGUAUCGAAGAUUGCACGUAAAGUGGUGAAAGAAUCAGUCAGUGUGCAUAAAUUUGAUUACGGUAUGGCGGAAGAAGAAGCUCAAGUGGGUCGUGUAAAUGGCUUGGCAUGGACUUCUGUCGGUGGUGAGUUAUUGACCAUCGAAGUUGCAGCAGUAAAAGGUAAAGGUAAAUUUAUUACCACGGGUUCACUCGGCGAUGUAAUGAAAGAAUCUAUUACUGCGGCAAUGACUGUGGUUCGUACACGUGCUGAUGAAUUGGGUAUUGAAGCUUCUCGUUUUGAAGAAACUGACGUACACGUUCACUUACCUGAAGGUGCGACACCGAAAGAUGGACCAUCUGCAGGUGAAACCAGCUUAGGUGGCCGAGCAAUGCGUAUUGGUGGCUUAAAAGAGAAACUUUUAGCAGCACAUCGUGGUGGCGUUAAACUGGUGUUUAUCCCACAAGAAAACGUUCGUGACUUAGCUGAAAUUCCUCAGAACGUGAAAGAUGGUUUGGAAAUUAAAGCGGUGAAAAGUAUCGAUGAGAUUCUUCCACUUGCUUUGGUUGAGCAACCUACGCCAUUGGUCAAAGCACCAAUCGUUAAAGCGGUUGAUGAAGGCAAAAAAGCUGCACGUCAUUGA
Messenger RNA from Oppiella nova, 1677 nucleotides. Lineage: Eukaryota; Metazoa; Arthropoda; Arachnida; Sarcoptiformes; Oppiidae. The record is from the annotation of a GenBank genome assembly.